AACUGCUUCGUGAUGGCGCUGAAGAGCACCAACCCGAGCCUGAUGGUGCCUGCCGGUGUGGCCUCCCGGGCGCACACGCUCACCCCUGGGGUGCGCUACAACGUGCGGCCGGACGACGUGCUGCGCUUCGGCCGCCUGUCGUGUCGGGUGCGGUGCGGACCGCAGGAGGGGGCGGCACAGGAAGCGGCGGCAGCGGCAGUAGCGGUACCGCGCUUGACCGGUGGUGGUGGUGUAUACCUGGGCUACCCCCAUCAACAGGGUGUGCAGCAGCAGGGGCAGGAAUAUCAGGAACAAUGGCGGCAGCAGCAGCAACAGCAGCAGCAGGAUGGGCACCCGUCUCCACAACAGCAGCAGUUGUUGUUAAUGCAGCAGGGCGGGCAGCCGCCGCAGGCGGGACUGACUUGGGAGCAGCAACCGCGGCCCCCGCAGGGCUGGCCACAGCAGCAGCAGCAACUACCAUACCAGCAGGGGCAGCAGGGACAUGUCAGCGGGCAGAUUGCAGAUGGGAUGGGAUACGUGCUAGGCGGACUGCCUCCUCUGUCGGCUGGCCACGUCGGGGGUGCUGCUGCAGCCGGCAGCUGCCUUGCUCGGCCUCUGGUGCCGCCCACGCAGGAGGUGUUCGGGCUGCCCUCACCGCAGCAGGAUCCGGCCCCAAAUUCGGCCAGCAAUCCGCCACCCUCAUCAUCAGGCCUUCAGACCCGGCCUCCACAACAACACUCAUCACCACCACCGCAACAGCAGCAGCACGUGCAGCUGGUGUUCUUAUCCCCGCAGGGGGCAGUGGUGGGGCUAGCACAUGCGCAGGGGCAGGCUGCGGUCCCGCCGGGCAGCGGAGGCAGCAUGGA
Astrephomene gubernaculifera is the source of this 845-nucleotide messenger RNA. The record is from the annotation of a GenBank genome assembly. NCBI's taxonomy places the organism in Eukaryota, Viridiplantae, Chlorophyta, Chlorophyceae, Chlamydomonadales, Astrephomenaceae.